UUAUUUUAUUUGAUCCGUGACGUCAUUGACAUGCGCCGGUGCAACUCUCGAUCUGUGCACGAUAAAGGGCACUAGUGGUUGGUGAUCAUAAAAACACGUGCCUUCACCCUUCAUACAUUUAACCCAGGUAGAAAACUGGUUUUGUUGCUGUUUUUCUAAUAACUUUUGGCUAUCAAUUAGCUACGGAUGACUUGUAAAAACAGGGACCGAAAACUGAACUAACAGACUUGUCGCUCGGUGAAGUUGUCUCUGCGAGCGCCCGCUAAGCAUGUUUGUUUACUUGGGGAAUCCGGAAGGGCCUGAGGCUGCCUGCAAAUGCUAACGCGCCCGCUAGCUCCAUUGUGCAACGUUCGUUCAUCUGACAGUGUUGACCUUGCAGCGGUUAUGGCUGCAUUGGGUUCCUGAUUGAACACACACAUCAUGGCAACUGAGGCUGCAGUCUCCACCCCUGGUCGUCCUGCAAUCCCCAACCACUCUCAGGGGGACUAUCACUUUGUCCGCUCCUUCGUAGCUGGAGGUGUAGCUGGAUGCUGUGCCAAGUCCACCAUCGCUCCUCUGGACAGAGUAAAGAUCCUACUGCAAGCCCAUAGCCCCCACUACAAAGAUCUGGGAGUGGUAGCCACUCUCCGUGCUGUGCCAAAGAAGGAGGGUUACCUGGGGCUGUAUAAAGGCAAUGGGGCUAUGAUGGUCAGGAUAUUCCCCUACGGAGCCAUCCAGUUCAUGGCCUUCGACAAAUACAAGAAGAUCCUCAGUAAACAGCUGGGCAUCUCUGGACACAUCCACAGGCUAAUGGCCGGUUCUAUGGCAGGGAUGACAGCAGUGAUAUGUACGUACCCUCUGGAUGUGAUAAGAGCCCGUCUGGCAUAUCAGGUGAAAGGACACCAUCGCUACACAGGCAUCGGAAAUGCCUUUCAGACGAUAUACCUAAAGGAAGGAGGCAUCCCUGGCUUCUACAAAGGUCUCAUCCCAACCCUUAUAGGCAUGGCUCCAUAUGCAGGGUUCUCGUUCUUUACCUUCGGCACACUGAAGAGUCUAGGUCUGGCCCACUUCCCAGAGCUACUGGGGCGACCGUCCUCAGACAACCCAGAGGUGAUGGUGCUGAAGACCCAUGUCAACCUGCUCUGUGGAGGGGUGGCUGGAGCUAUCGCACAGACCAUUUCCUAUCCUCUAGAUGUUGCCAGGAGAAGGAUGCAGUUAGGAGUGGUGCUUCCUGAUUCUGACAAAUGUCUUACCCUGACCAAGACUCUGAAGUAUGUGUACAGUCAGUAUGGGAUGAAGAAGGGUCUGUACAGAGGGCUGUCUCUCAACUACAUCCGCUGUGUGCCCUCUCAGGCUGUGGCCUUCACCACCUAUGAGUUCAUGAAGCAAACCCUCCACCUCAACUAGCUGCUCCCUCCCCAUCCAUCCAACUCCACCCUUCAUCUCUGCAUAGCUGGAUUGGGGCACGUUCACUAAGGCUAAACACUCUGAAACGUUUAGAGAGCAAAAGAUCUCUAGUAGCGGUCUAUCUCAAAACAGCCUGACCAAGAGCAAUCACUGGGGCUAUACAUUCUGAAAUGUUUAAGAACUUCCUUAGAAACUCUCUGCAUCUCAACACAACCUGACCGGGGAACUAUAAAUUGGACAACAUUUUUCUGAAUGUCUUUCAGUGCCCUGAAUAUUCCUUAUUAGAUAUGUUAAUUUACCCUAGUUAACCUUUUCUGUUUUAAGGAGUUCGGCUUCUGCUUGGAGUUAUUGAACUCUGCUACCAGAGGAGGCCAUUGAGGCUCAGCCACUGGAGCCACGCUGAGCCCAGUCGCUCUUUGCCCCAGUCGGAAAGCAGAUAAAAGCACUGGGCCCCAUGGCAAUGCCUCAAACAACUGGCAGUGCCAAUCCAGUGCCCCUGUCUGUUCUCAGCUCCUGCUUUUGUGAUUCUUAUGUCGUUCUAAAACCGCCCAACCUGUGGCUGUGGACAACACCGCCGGCAACUAUUGCCAUGGAUACCUAUGGACAAUGACUCUCUCUGCUUCGAUGAGUGGCUAUGUGCAAUGAACCCCUAACAACUGUCGUUGGUAAUGGCAUAGCAACCCAAUUCUGUACACUGCCUCCCACCCUACCUAAGAAGUCACACAGACAAUAACGGAGGGGAAAGUCACACUGGGCAAUCUGCCUUAACAUAAUCGGAGGUCUUCUUUUCCUCAUGUACCUACCUGACACUUGUGAGUACAAACCUAGACACAUAAAAUAAUGAGACAAGGAUUUAAAUGUGUAAUAUGUCCGUUUUUAUAAGAGUUAUAGGACAACUCCUACAUUUUAUGAGCAUUAAGAACACUCUCCCCAAGUUUGUUUAACACAGAACUGUGCUUUUUGAGCGUCCUGAGUUUAGUAGAAUCCAAAUGAUAAAAUCCCCAAACAUCACAUUCAGUUUGUUCAAAACUGAACAUCAAAUUGUAUUAUUUUGAUGGUCUCCAAAAAGUCUUAUUGUCGGACAUUGAAACAGGUUUGCCCCAUGCAGUUUAACAGAUAUAACAGGUGUGUAUCUGUAGGAGUGUUGUCUUUGGUAUUGACGUGUGUGUGUCCAUUCAGGGUUUAAUGUGUAGUAAGUCUCUUCUCUACUGUGCAGGUUUGGGGUCCAAUACCUUGUUGUAUACAAGUUGCUAUUUAUGUAUUGUGUUCCUAUCCACAAAGCCUCUGUGCACUUUGCCAAUCUAUAUAUCUAAAUGCAACAGAGACAUAGGACACAUAGUGUCUGAAAUGCCAACCUAUUCCCUAUAUAGUGCACCAGUCAGGCUCUGGCCUAAAGUAGUGCACUAUAUAGGGAAAAGGGUGUCAUCUUGGACAUAACCAUGGCUGCUAGUCAGUUUUUACUUUAACCAGGCUGGCUUGUCAUUGGCUACGACGUGACAAUGUUGGGUACAAGGCAGUGGUGUAGCAUGCAGAAACAGUCAUGUUCUCGGGCUAAUGAUGCUGUGUACCUACCCGAAGAGGAUAUCUGUUGAGGAAAGAGUCUAGCAGGGUUGCAAAAUCCAACUUUCCCAGAAAUUCCAGUUGGAUGAUUUUGAUAUUGUUCCUGUAAGAUGACAAUGAACUGAGGUAGGUUAUGGACUGACAGUGGUGGUUUUUAACAUGUUGUGUUUUCUUUACCUCUUGCCUACAUUUCCCUGUGUUCAGGUGUGUGUUGCGGGGUGUAGAAAGCAUUUGUCAGCUACUGAUCAAGAUCUAGACACUAGUAUUAAAAUAUGUGCUAUAUAAUGUAUCCUAUGUAAGAGUUGCUAUGUAGUUUAAGCACCCAAAUGGAAACCUGAGUUAAGUACUUCAAGGGGGGGAAAACUAGCACUUUGGAGCCUUUGGCUUUUUUGUGGUUAUUUAUGAAAGUGUAGUGUGACUGUGUGGCCACAAGGUGUCCACAAUGAGUCAGUAAUACGUUUAUCGACAACGAUCAUCUGUAGCCUGCCCUGCAUGUAACUGGACAUUACCAUGCUGAAGCCUUCAUAACCACUACUACAGCGACGUAUGUAAUUCUGAUCUGUCCAUGUAUCAUCAUGAUGACUUUCGAUAUGUCAUUUUCCUCUUGGUUUGAAUGUACAUUGUGCAGCAUCUGUGUUCUGCACCCGUAUUCAUGAAGGGUCAGUUUUGCCUUUUCGAUCAUAAUGAAUAAGAGGGGGAUCUGAUGUCAGCACUAGUGCUUCAUGACAAUAUGCUCUGUUCUACUCUUGUUUAUCAAAAUUAUGUAAGGAAGUCAUAAGAAUCAUAAUGCACAUCUCACUGGUCUCAAGUCGCUUCCUUUCCCAAUCUACUGUACUUUCCGUCACCUGCACUGAACGAGCUAGAUGGGUAAAAGCUACUUCCUGGUAGCACAUUGUUUUCCCAGACUUAUUCCACUUAAGAAAAUAACUGCUACUUUUGAUUUAUAAAAGUUUAAAUUCGCUAUUCAGAAACGUCUGAGAAAAGUCACUCUCCCACUAGAACAGCGUUGCCCAAACUCUGUCAUAUUGGGACCCCAAGGGGUGCACAUUUAGUUUUUUCGCACUGCACAGCUGAUUCAAAUAAUAAACAAAUCAUUAAGCUUUGAUUAUUUAAUAUGCUGUGUAGUGCAGGGGCAAAAACCAAAACAUCCCCAGGACCGAGUUUGGGAAACGCUGAGCAAGAAUGAAUAAUAUUGAUAGGACAGGCGCUUGUCAGUCACAAUGUGAGCGAUGACAGGGAAACACUGCUGGUUUGACAAUCUGCUGUCUGUCUCACCUCCAGGUACCUGUGGGAUUUGUGUGCGCUGUGGUUGGUUUGAAGUCAAAUUUCUUUACAGAUAGCAAGAUGCGCCUUCAUCGUGGUACCGAUGAGUCGAAAUCCACUGAGCCUAAUUAUUGUCUUCUUGCUAAUGUGUUUUAUUUUGUGUGUUUCCUAUAGCCAGCCACGGAAUCGUGAUGCAUAGGCUAUUUACAGUGCUUUGAUUGACGACCGAACAGCAAAUGUUGACGUGUCAAACUGACUGAAUAAAAGUGAUCACCUAUAUCCCUUUGAAAUUCAUAAAUCAUACAACGUAGUUAUAUGUUCAUGGGAUCGCUCCUGGACAAGGUAACCAAAGAUCUCGUUUGUAUUUUCCUAGGAUAUGAAGUCCAUGUCGGGACUUUCCAGAUAGUGGCGCAAAAUGGAGUGUGACAAGUCAGUGUACCGAAUCGCGUCAGUGAGAGAACUGUUCAUUUGGCUCCCUCUUUUGCAUACUGGUAUAAAAAAUAAAAAAAUUAAGUCAAAGAAGGUGAAUCCUCGCUGCAGGAACAAUGGGUAGUGGAGCAGAGCCUAAUUUUGUUCUAAAUAUGCUCAUUUUACUUUAAUUCAUUUCUGUAAAAUCAUUAAGAUAUAAUACUUAAGACUGAUAUAACACUUAUUUUUUUCAAUUUAUUUUUCAAGAUAAUGUGCCUUAUUUACUUUAAAUUGAACAACAAACAAUUUUUGCAAUUUAUAUAUUGCAGUAAAACUGUAAAUACAACUUUAAACCUGUCUUCCCUUAAGAUUAAUGUUAAAGGUUUUAAUGUUUGCCACUUAGAAAAUAGCCCUGAUCAUAUAAGCCUAGAAAAUAUCCAAAACAACUAACAAUACACUGAAUUCACACAUCUUCUGUAUUUUAAAUUGUAAAGUCAUGUCUUUUUACACAAUACCUCAACAAAUUUUACCAAUCUGGGAUGUAUACUUGAUCAAGUAUUCAAUCAUUUUGCUGUGUAUUUGAGAUGUAAUCAAGGCAUUAGAUUGUACCAGAGGCCACAAAAAAUGGAGCUCGUUCGGCCAGGAAUGGCUACUUUUUCUACUUGGCUGGCUAGUCUGUAGUGAGGGAAAACACUACAGGCAGCUUUACAUAUUGCUUUCACCCAUUCUGUGUGUUCAGAUCAGUGCAGAUGAAUGCGAGGCGAGGAAGACACUAGGCUAUUGAGAUGCACCCUCAAACUUUCACAGGCGGUGGAUACAUGAAUGCCAAGCGACAAAGGGGGAGGUAGUACUUGCAUGUUACAGUGCUAUAACAAAAAAGUAAAACCAUACUUUCUGUGGAGCACUAAUGCCCUGUCCCAAUGAUCAUCUCUCUCCUAUGAGAUUAUGUUUACCUAUGAUUUCU
Oncorhynchus kisutch (coho salmon) is the source of this 5581-nucleotide messenger RNA. Its product is annotated as graves disease carrier protein homolog. Gene Ontology annotation, biological process: transmembrane transport. Gene Ontology annotation, cellular component: mitochondrial inner membrane. NCBI's taxonomy places the organism in Eukaryota, Metazoa, Chordata, Actinopteri, Salmoniformes, Salmonidae. Bases 421 to 1386 code for a protein of 321 amino acids. The record is from RefSeq and is a predicted model, not a curated record. The transcript has 9 exons.